Molecule: messenger RNA, 2066 nt
Organism: Benincasa hispida (wax gourd)
Lineage: Eukaryota; Viridiplantae; Streptophyta; Magnoliopsida; Cucurbitales; Cucurbitaceae
Product: rop guanine nucleotide exchange factor 3-like
Molecular function (GO): guanyl-nucleotide exchange factor activity
Source: RefSeq, a predicted model, not a curated record
UUUACAAAAAUGUGUGAAGAACUCCAUUUCCAUGGCGAAAUAGCUCUGUUUUUCUCCAUCUGGGUCUGCCUUUUUUGAUCGAAUAAAGUUAUCGUCGAUGUCGGCCGGGCAAUUCCUCUGCCUUCAUCUUCCAUUUUCGUGGUCCUAAAGUUGCAGAACAUCUUCCCUCUCUUUUUCCAAAAGAAAAUAAAAGAUUUCAGAACGGAAAGAAAAAGAGAAAGAAAGCAAGAAAGCAAGAAAGCAAGCAACCAACAAGGAGGGAAUUCCAAUUCAAAAUCUGUUCCUCUGUUUUCUUCUUCAAAUUUUCAAACCGUUUGCUUUUCUUUUUAAAAACCCCUCAUCGUUCCCACUGAUUUUGGCUUCAAAAAUGGAGAAAUUUCCCAUCUCUGACGAAAAUUUCCACCUGGGUUUUCGUCCUUCCUCGUCUUCCAUGGAUCUAAAUGAUCAAUCCACCAUAUCUGAAACCUCCGGCCAGUCUCCGGCCAGCGGCUACUCUUUCUCUUACUGUAGAACCAGCUCCGACGCCUCUGCCUUCUCUGACCCCACCACCGACGACAGCAGUUUCUGCAUUGAGCCCUCUCCGGCGAUUCUGGCCAGACAGGGCACCAGAAAAUAUAAACUCUCCGCCGGAGACAAGGUCGACGAUCAAGACGCCAUGGAUUCCGAAGUGGAGAUGAUGAAGGAGAGAUUUGCAAAGCUUUUACUAGGAGAAGACAUGUCAGGAAGCGGAAAAGGGGUUUGUACGGCAGUUACAAUUUCAAAUGCUAUUACUAAUCUUUAUGCGACGGUGUUUGGACAGAAUCUGAAACUGGAGCCAUUGCCACCGGAGAAGAAGGCUAUGUGGAAGAGAGAGAUGUGCUGUUUGUUGUCUGUUUGUGAUUACAUUGUUGAGUUCUUCACUAUAUCUCAAACUUUGGAAGAUGGAACUUCAAUGGAGGUGUUGAGCAGCAGACAAAGGUCAGAUAUAUGUCUCAACCUUCCAGCAUUGCAAAAGCUUGACCUGAUGCUCUUGGACAUUUUGGAUAGCUUUCAAGACACUGAGUUCUGGUAUGCCGAAAAAGGAAGCAUGUCGUCGAACUCUAAUCAGUCGAAAUCUGGUUCGUUUCGUCGACUGUCAUUGCAAAAAGAGGAGAAAUGGUGGCUGCCAGUUCCUUGUAUUCCUUCAUGUGGUCUAUCGGAGAAGGCAAGGAAACAUUUGCGAAAUAAACGCGAAUGCGCAAAUCAAAUCCACAAAGCUGCUAUGGCAAUCAACAGCACCAUUCUUGCUGAAAUGGAAAUUCCAGAGUCAUUCAUAGACACUCUUCCAAAGAGUGGAAAGGCGAGUAUAGGCGAUACAAUAUACCGUUACAUGUAUAGUGCAGACAAAUUCUCACCCGAACAUCUGCUCGAUUGCUUGAACAUAGGAUCCGAACACGAUGCGCUCGAACUUGCAGACCGGAUCGAGGCUUCGAUGUAUACAUGGAGAAGGAAAGCAUGUCUGAGCCACUCAAAAUCCUCAUGGGAAUUGGUAAAGGAUCUAAUGGCUGAAACUGAUAGAAGUGACAAAAACACUAUCUUGGCAGAAAGAGCCGAGACCUUACUUUUGUCCUUGAAACAAAGAUUCCCUGAACUUUCUCAAACAACCUUAGACACUAGCAAGAUUCAAUACAAUAGGGAUGUAGGACAGGCAGUGUUGGAGAGUUACUCGAGAGUGUUGGAAGGAUUGGCAUUCAACAUUGUGGCUUGGAUUGAAGAUGUUCUUUCUUCUGAUAGGUCCAUAAGAAACCAAGAGUAGGACCCUCCUUUGUUACCAAGAAAAGGGAAAAUAGACUAUUUUUAUAACAUUUUAGAAUUGCCCUUUUUCUUCUUGUUUCAACUUUUAGAGUAUAGAUGAAAGUGAAUAAGAUCUUUUCUUCUAAUGUUUAGUUUGUUAGGUGUUUUUUUUUUUUCCUUUUUAGAGUCGUUUGUUUAUACAUAUAUGGUUACAAUUUGUAUAAAAAAUAUAUGGUCAGUUUGGUAAUCCCUAUUUGUAAAUUAUCGAUUACGCUUUAGGUUGAAUUUCACAUUAUUUUUUUUAGACUCGAUUU